Dimorphilus gyrociliatus is the source of this 361-nucleotide messenger RNA. The record is from the annotation of a GenBank genome assembly. NCBI's taxonomy places the organism in Eukaryota, Metazoa, Annelida, Polychaeta, Dinophilidae.
CAUGAAAUUUGUAUCAGCAAUUGUUGUUAUUGCACUGGUUUUGCAAGUAUGCCAAAGUUCCUCUUUACUUGAUCUGCUGAGAGAAGAAGGGGACGAAUUGGUCAAGAGAGGUAGCGAUGAUUUGGAUAGUUUGGAAACAGCUGUUAUUUGUGAGUUUGUAAUGGCUGGAAUUGAUGGAAGCAGAGCAAAUGCUGGUUCAACUUGCAAUACACCAAGAACCAUUAAAUUGUCUACAUUGAAACUGUUGAAAAAUGAGGACAAUUUGAAAAAAAUAUGUUAUGCUGCUUGUAUAGCAUCUGGCCUAACUGGAGUCUGUGCAAGUAGAUGUGGCGUAUCCAGAUUUUUUGAACUCGGAAAAUAA